UUCGACAUGGACUGCAAAAACAUCGUCCCACACAAAAUAUUGCCAUCUCGAGGUUAUACAAACACCCACAGACAGACAACCCUGCACAAUGUCUGUGUCUGAUGCUGGUCUUGGGUGGAGCAGACAUCGCUCGAGUGGGGCGGAAUCCGUGGUGCUGCUCGCGUCUCGAGACUCGUUUCUCCCGGAAGUGGGUGGUUAAGUCGCCACUCGGUCACUGCUGGCUAACGAGCGAUCGCUGGGAUGAAGGAGAGUCGAGGAUAUUCUUGGGGCUGACAAAUAUCCGACGACACAAUUGUGAAAUUUCAUUUUUAACCAAUUAGUUGCGGUAUAUCCGCAGAAAUCCUCACAAACGCUCACAAAAAAGGCUCAAACACCCCGCCGCCAAGAUGAUGGAAGAAAUCGACAGAUUUCAAGUGCCGACUGAGGCAGAGAUGCAGCCUUUUGAUCCAGCAUCAUCGACCACAUCAGAGGCAGACUCAGAUACCAGGGAGAAUGAGCCUGCCACCCUGAACUAUAAACCUUCUCCUCUCCAUAUGAAGAUAGACAAACAGAGAGAGCUGGUUAGGAAAGGAUCACUGAAAAAUGGCAAUGCUGGAAGCCCUGUCAAUCAACAACCCAAGAAAAAUAACGUGAUGGCCAGAACAAGGCUAGUGGUUCCCAAUAAAGGCUACUCUUCUUUAGACCAGAGUCCAGAUGAGAAACCUUUAGUUGCUCUAGACACAGACAGCGAUGACGACUUUGACAUGUCUAGAUAUUCCUCAUCAGGAUACUCAUCAGCCGAGGUGAGGUCUCUAAGGGAACAGCAAAUAAACCAGGAUCUGAACAUCCAGCUACUGAAAGAUGGAUACAGGUUGGAUGAGAUCCCUGACGAUGAAGACCUGGACCUCAUACCGCCCAAAUCCGUCAACUCCACCUGCAUGUGCUGCCAAGCCACCUCCUCCACUGCUUGUCAAAUCCAGUAAACCCAUCACCUUUUCCCCUCCUCGUGCUCCCUCUCUCUCUCUUUUCUGUCCCUUAUUCCCUUCCAUAACCUCAGAUAAGACAUCUAAUCAAUAGUACAGAGGGAAAUGUACAGUGCAGUAAAUGUUAUGAUGGAUAUGGUGUACAGGAAAAUGUGACCACGCACACAUAGACGAAAACACAUUACAUGUGCUAACACACACACACACACAUACACACAUGUACUCUAACAUAUAAUUCUUAACAUGACUAUUAUUGGUUGCUUCCUCCUAUGGCAGGAUAUGCACUGUUUGCUAAUACGCUAGGAGAGUCUGCUCACUUUCACCUCCUAGCCGGCAUUGUGUUAUACUGUACAAGUGAACGUAGAACAAAUAAAGCUUUAAAACGGCUUUAAUUGUGAUUUAAAAACAACAACUUGAUGUUACAGAGAGUUUGAAAUAGCUUAUCCACUGAAUUCUCUGCUUUCAUGUUGCACUCAUCGCAUUAACGUUGUCGUUAUGGUAAGAUUUGAUUUCCGUACGGAUCUGGUUGGAUGUUUAUUGUUUGUGGCUGCUAUUGAGGCUUUACUUGGGUUCGUUUCUGUUGAACAUUUUGCAUGUUGGUGCAUUCGUACUGCAGCGCUAACAGUAGCCUUGUCUGGCAUGCACCAGGGCAUCACACUCUGUUUUGUUUACACUUGAUAUCUCACGUACAUGUAUUUAAUUGAAUCAUGUUUGAAACUACGCUGGAUUUGAGAUGCGAAUGUGUCAUGAAAGGAAAGGCAAUACAGUAACCCUUCUUUGAGAAUUAUAUCUGAUUGGUCAAGGUCUGGACUGUUGUUCUUUUCACAGUAACCUCUCACUACAGACCUAAGAUGAUAAAAUGAUUACAAGAGGACAUUUUGUGUCUCUCAAAGGUCAGAAAUCACUGGGACAAUUUCUGUUCUGUUUAGAUAGAAUGUCCAAACAUUCUAGAUAUUUAAAGCACCUGUAAGAAAGCUGUAAGUAAGUAUUGUUUUAUUCAGGAAGAUGCUCAGAUAUGACACUCUCGAAGGCACCAAAGAAUGUUUAUGCUCCUUGUUGGAAUUAAUCAUUUUCCCCUGUGUCCAUUUUCAUUUAGUGUUUCAUAUGCGUACGACCAAAUGGUUACUUUUUUAGACAUUGUGGGCUGUUUAAAAGCACUAAUUUCUGCUGGCCUUUGGAAAUAAAUGAAGAAUGUUAAUGUUGCUAAAAUUAUUAAAUUCCCUGGUCUUAACAUCUAUUAUUAUUAUUAUUUAUUAUUAAAAAUGAUUCAAGCUGUCAGUGAUGAACCUGCACUGUUAGUCUACUACACAUUAAAUCCGUUUACAGAUUUUACCCUUCCAUUCAGCUUUGAAAGCCAAGCACAUUUUAUGUGUUAUCUUUACACUCUACAUAUUGUCUUGAUCAAGUUAUAUCUCAAAAUGCAAAUUGCUUUCAUUUGAACUGCUCAUAUUCACUUUUUAGUGAAUUUUAAAACUGUAAUGACCUGAUGUAUUCAAUUCAAACGUAAUCAAAGGUGAGCAUUUGUUGGACAAAAGCUGUGUUUUUAUGUUAUAAAUAUGUUAAUUAUGUGAGAAAGUCCAUUUAUGUAUUAACAAUGUUGUUAUUGGUUUCAGUGAUAUCAAUAAAAGCAGACCUGGAUUA
Molecule: messenger RNA, 2603 nt
Organism: Megalobrama amblycephala (Wuchang bream)
Lineage: Eukaryota; Metazoa; Chordata; Actinopteri; Cypriniformes; Xenocyprididae
Gene: fam219ab
Product: family with sequence similarity 219 member Ab
Exons: 6
Coding region: 387-962 (191 amino acids)
Source: RefSeq, a predicted model, not a curated record